CGCUUCCGUAUAGUAGCCAAUUAAUUGUGAUGAGCAUUCGUAUUAGCGGUGCUCACUGUGUGGUAAAAGUCGUAUCAGCCUUAUCAGACGCAGUAACAAUGGCAGUGCAGGGUGACAAUAUUAUGGCGAUCUGCCAGAAUUUAUAUAAAUUUACGCUAAAGGUUUAGCAUCCACAGGAUUCAACUCUAGUUCUUCGUUUUUAACUGCAGCAGCUGUUGUUCAGUGCUAAUCGGUUGCAUCAGCCUCCUUCAUCAUGAAACGCGAAGCGAUUUUGGUUGGUACCCUAUUAGGGUCAAUGUUAGCUGGUAUUUGUUAUGCAGCGCCGGAAGUCUGUUGUGCGGAUUUAGGCUGUUUCAACAACGACGGAUGGUUUCAUGUAAUUAACAGGCCAAUAAGUUCCUUACCUAACUGUGACCACCUGAGCCGAUUCCGACUGCAUCUCAACACCCGCAGUAAUCCUGAUACCACAACAAUCAUCGAUCCUUACCGGCAGCCCAGCAUAACCGAAUCUGGAUUUCAGUUUGAUAAGGACACAAAAAUUAUUGUUCAUGGUUUCACGGAUAACUACGCUUGGAGCUGGUGGGCUGACGUGAAGACAGCAUAUCUGGAAGAUGCCGAUGUUAACGUUAUUCGCGUGUACUGGUCGACCGCGAAUACUCCGCCACUGGUGCAGGCUGCCGCAAAUGCUCGCUUAUUGGGAGCAUAUGUGGCCAAAUUUGUCAAGCUGCUUCGAAGUGAUUACAACUACAGUCCAUCCAGAGUUCACUUGAUCGGACACAGUUUGGGAGCCCAAGUCGUUGGCUAUAUCGGGGCAGAUGUCGGGAAAAACGGAACUAAGGUCGCCAGGAUCACCGGCAUCGAUCCAGCCGGAAUGUAUUUCCAAAAUAUGCCUAAUUUUGUUCGUUUGGAUCCGUCGGAUGCCGAAGUGGUGGACACAAUCGUUACGGACGCUGGAUCAAUUCUACAAAUGGCCUUCGGAAGCACGCAAAACAUGGGACAUUUAAACUUUCAUGUUAACGGAGGCUCGGACCAGCCUGGAUGUGAUCAGAGUUUGAUUAGCACGAUAAUUAGUGGACCAACCUCAUUCAACACUUCCUCCUUCGACACUGCGGCGACAGUUACUCAGACCGGGUACCAGGCUGUCAUGUGCAACCAUUAUCGAGCAUUGGCCGUUUUUACAGAAACCAUCAACCGUCGCAAGUGCCCACUGACCGCUUACCACUGUAGCAGCUAUGCAGAAUUCCUUCAGGGAAAAUGCUUCACUUGUAAGAACGGAGGAUGCUCCAAAUUAGGCGAACAUCAGAAUUCAUCUCUUGCUGAAAACGUCCAGCAAAAAACAUUUUACACUUUCACGACGGAUCGACCAUCCUACUGCACCAAUGCCUACCGCUUAAAAUUCAAGUUACAAGGAAAGAACGUGGCAAGCGACUCUAGAGAAGAAGAAGGGCAUGUAUACCUGACACUUCAAGGAUCGCAAGGAUUCAGCAGUCGUUUCCAGCUAACUGCUGAGGAAACUGAGUUCAAACCCGGCCAGGAAUACGGUUUCUUGUUCCAUACUCCACAGCAGUUCGGCAGCGUAGUCGCAUUGACCUUCGAGUGGGAUGCCCGGUUCAAUAUUCUCAAUCCCACGGAAUGGAUACGACGGCAUUAUCUGUUUAUCGACGGCAAUCUGGAGCUGACAACACAGGAUGAGGUCACCACAUACUUCCGCCUGCCGUCCAACCGAGUCGAAGAGGAGAAACCCGUGCGAGCAAAUUUGGUGUCACGCUUUUAAUUGCACAGUACUGGUCAGCACAGUACAUUUGUAAUAUUGUGCUCAACUGUACCUUAAUUUAAGAAUGUCUUGUAAUUUUGUAAAAAAGUCAGAUUCUUUUAUAGUGACUAUUGUUGCGAGUACUUGAUAACAAUUUUCCGCAGCAACUCUUUACACUGUACAGAUAGGCUCUGCACCCCAUCUCCUUCCAAGCCUGGUACAAUUUCGAACAAAACGUUGGCGGUAAAUAACUUGAAAAACAAAAAUUAU
Paramacrobiotus metropolitanus is the source of this 2023-nucleotide messenger RNA. RefSeq names its product pancreatic triacylglycerol lipase-like. The coding region runs from base 254 to 1774 and encodes 506 amino acids. Gene Ontology annotation, molecular function: protein binding; lipase activity; carboxylic ester hydrolase activity. The transcript has 15 exons. Lineage: Eukaryota; Metazoa; Tardigrada; Eutardigrada; Parachela; Macrobiotidae. Gene Ontology annotation, biological process: lipid metabolic process. The record is from RefSeq and is a predicted model, not a curated record.